AUGCCCUCCCUCCACUCCGCCUCUGCGGGCCAACACGGCGAAGCUGCCCACUGCGAUCUUUUGCCAGGCACUGAUGUACUGCGAGACACUUCGGGCGACGCCCCCGAAAAGGGACCGGUGCUUGUUCCACGCCCUUCCAACGAUCCGAAUGAUCCUUUGACAUGGUCGAGAACAUGGAAAUACUUGAUCGUCGGGUCCCAAUUCCUCUACCUCUUCGUGUCUGUCGAGUCUGCCUUAUCAAUGGGGCCAAUGUUCCCUUUUUUCGCAGAGGAAUUCGGCCUCGAUGACACCCAACUCAGCCUCUUGACCGGCACUUGCGUUUUGGCGCUCGGAUUCGCCAACUUCAUCAUUGUUCCUUGCUCGAAUAUCUUCGGCCGCCGUGUGACGAGCAUUUCGCUCUGUCUGCUCGGUGCAGCAACCUGUAUAUGGCAGGCGCUCGCCACCUCUUAUUCGAGCAUGCUGGCUGCGCGUGCAAUCAACGGCAUAGCUACUGCAACGAGCGAGACAAUCCUGGUCCAAGUCGUGUCUGAUGUGUUCUUCCUCCAUGAUCGCGGUCUCUGGACUGGAGUUUACUUCAUGGGCUAUUUCCUGGGGUUAUUCAUCGGGCCGAUUAUCGCCGGCAAUAUUGCGCAAAGAUUCGGCUGGCGUAGCUUCUUCUGGCUCUCCCUCGCCAUGACUGGGGUCAAUCUCAUCAUGCUCACCGUCUUCGUCCCGGAGACAAAGUACUCCCGCUCCUCCCCACCCCAAGUCUCAUCUUCCAACGAUCCCAAGUCGGAGUCGAUACAGCUCGAACACAUUGACCCCGACCCCAUGAUGGUGGGCAGGGGCCGCCCCUCAAAGGCCAAGUUCAGACUAUGGCAAAGCCCCGAUCCCAACUGGAAGCAGUUCCUCGUCCGCGACACAUUCUCGUGUAUCACACUCUUCUUCUUCCCCAUCAUCCUCUGGGCGGGGCUCAACGUUGCCGGCCCCGCAAAUGUCCUCCUCUACUGGAACCUCACCGAGUCUGCCAUCCUCAGCGCGCCCCCAAACAACUUCAGCCCCUCGGCCGUGGGCUACUCCAACUUUGCCUUUGUCGUCGGCGGCAGCCUCGGCCUCCUCACCGCGGGCCCCUUCUCCGACUGGAUCGCGAUGCGCGCGACGACCGCGAACAACGGCAUCCGCGAAGCUGAGAUGCGCCUCCCGGCGCUGAUCCCCUACUUCGUCACCUCAGUCAUCGGCAUCGUGGUCGGCGGCGUGGGCUACACGCGCGAGUGGGACUGGCCCGUUCUGAUUGUCGUCGGGUAUGGAUUUACGGGCCUCUGCGUGACGGCGGUGCCCACGAUUGCGGUGGCCUACGCGGUCGACUGCUACAGGUCGAUCGCCGGGGAGAUCAUGGUCGUGGCGACUGUGAUCAAGAAUAGCUGUGGGUUUGCGAUGAGCUAUUGGGUCUUCCCGCUGGCGGCGAGGACGGGCUGGUUGACGCCGGCGAUGGUGCAGUUGGCGUUGACGGCUGGGCCGAUGGUCCUGGGGCUGCCGAUGUAUUUUUUUGGAAAGAGGUUGAGGGCGAGGACGCGGAAUGCUAAAGUGCACUUCUAUGUUCAAAUUGCUUGUCAACACCUUCUUGGGCCGACUGUAAUGCUCAUUAACUGCACGGUGGGACAUCAGGGUGGGACCGUUUCCGACUGGUUCCGGGAAUCCGGGCGACUCGAAGAAACGUUCUUCCUGGACCGUCUGCCCUCUGCCCCCGCAAAACCCCCGCAAAAUCCCCUCGUCAUCGCGGGACCCAUGGCUAGUACCCCUUUGAGCCGCAGGCGGCAGCGUCUCUGCCCCUGGUGCUCUCGAUCGUUCACCAAAGACGAGCACCUGGCAAGGCAUGUUCGGACGCAUACCCGGGAAAAGCCGUUCAGCUGUUCCUUGUGCCAGAAAACGUUCAGUCGCAACGAUUCUCUGUUACGACAUGCAAGACGCCACCAGCCGGAUGCUAUCCGCCCCCCUCCGGGCACCGAGCUGGAAAGGACUUCGCUCGAUGCCGCGAGUACUAACGCGUCUACUACUAACCGGGCCGUCUGUGUUGCGCAGGGAUCUACUGGGGUCCUGCCGGGGGGGGAGCAGCCACCGACUGAUGCAGUGUCACUUCUAACCCCGCUUGCUGUUCAUGACAACAGCGCGACGGUUGGGCCGUUGGCGACGGAUGAUUUUACACGACCUGGAUCGGCUGGCUGGUUUCCAACUGGAAUACGCUCAGCGCAGGGUCCCGGCCCUGCCAGCGCCACGACUGACCACGGCCAGGGCAUCGACCUUGACCUGUCCUCUCACGCGCCGGAAUGGUUCGCCGGCAAUGACUUUGAUCUAGACGCCUUCAACACGACCAUCAUGUCGACAGCGUACUUCUACCCGCAGAGUAGCGUCCUGCCCAAUCACGAGGAAUCCGUGAGCUCCGAUCUGCGACAGUCUGAGGACGACCUGCCGCCGAUCCCCGUCGAGGACCUCAUCCAGCAGAAUUGGUUCAUCCUCAUUCAGGGCUCUUGCUCUGGCUCGAUUACCCCUGAUACAGCGCGAGACCAGAGUUAUGUCGAUGAGGAGUACCGAGAACACCUUGCCACGAAGCUUCAGCAUCACCUCCCCAUAUUGCCCCUCCCAUCCACGGACUUUCUGGUAGGAGCAUCCGCCGAUUUGCACUUUCAAUGUAUUAACUUUCAUGAAGAACCUCUGUGUACAAAUGUACUUUACUCGAUUUCAUCCAGUCUUUCCCAUUCUACAUGCUCCAAGCUUUCGUCCGUCCUCCAACCGCUCCCUCCUGCUGCUGUCGAUAUGCUCCAUCGGCAGUCUAUUCUUGAGCUCCCCCACCGCCGCUUCUCAUGGAAUAAAAAUAUUCGAGACUUUGAACAAGUCCAUUCUUUCAAGUGUAUGGCGCCGUCCGACUCGGGAGUACCCUUACUGAUGGUCGAACAGUGGGAGCGAUGUAUCUCAGCUGGAGGAUACGAGGCACUCACCAUGAUCCAAGCAGCUCUCCUCGGCCAAACAUUUGGCAUGUUGUCAAGGAGAAGGAAGGACUUGUUGACGGCACAGACCUUCCACGGCACGGUAAUUGCGUGGGCGAGACGGUUCAACAUGUUCCAGGCUGGCUCUGCUUCCAAGCACCUCAACCAGGAUCUCCUUGCGUGUGAGCCCGAGAAGGCCUGGAAAACAUGGAUCCACGCUGAAGAACGCAAUCGUAUCGCCGCUGGCCUCUACAUCCAUGACAUCGAGCUCGCAGAGCUCUCACUCUCAGAUCCUUUCCUGGGACGCGGCCUCUCCAAGCUGCCGCCAAUCUCAGACGAAACCCUCUGGGCCGCCCCCACUGCCGAAGCCUGGGCCACGGCUCUAACGGGGCCUCUAUCCAACCUCACCAACGGCAGCACGUAUUCGCCGCUAGAGGCCCCGGCUCAUAUACCCAGUGCCCCGGGAAACCCGAACAACAGGCUCUACGCGUAUUUGGAACUCCAGCGGAUUGCAGUCAGCAUUAUCCAAGGUCGGAGCUCAGGGGAUUUCUCCCAAAGGCAGCAUCAUCGUCAGCAGCAACACCAACAACAACAACAACAACACACAACCUCCCUCAUUACCUUCUACAACACAUACAUCCUCACCCCGCACCGCCGAAAACCCCCACCAGCCGACCCCUACCUCCUCCCAGCCCUCUGGCACUCCCUCUUCAUCUCACUGUCCACCGACCUCAACCGCCUCGAGCUCGUGAUCGGCCGCGAAGGCCACCACGAAGCACAGCGCCACACAGACUACGCGCGCGCCUGGGCCCGUUCCCCGGACGGCCUCCGAUCUGCGCUGCACGCCUCGAUGAUCCUGCACGAGCUCGAGGCCGCAAGCCUCGCCGCCGAAUUGCCCAUUCACGCCCCGCGCAUCCUCUUCCGCGCGGCGAUUGCUUGGUUCUGCUACACGAAGUACGGAGCGCCGGGUAGCGGCGCUGCCCAUGCCAACGCCAAUUCAGAUGCCAAUGUGCAGGGGACAGGAUCGUCGUCACCGUCCACAAUACCCGCCCUCCACCAGCAAUUCGGGCAAUUCCCCGAAUUCCGCAUCCUGCCCGUUGCGCCCCCGCAGGUGCUGUACGAGGUCACAGGCCUCCGCAGCUUCCGGCCGAACACGCCGGAGACGGGCACGUUCCGGCGCUUCGUCGAUGUCCUGCAGCGCGUCGGGCACUGGGGGAUUUCGCGGAACUAUGCAUACCUCUUGAGCUUGCUGUUUCCGGAAGGGGGUGGAGGAGGUGGGGGUGGUAGGGGCAUGGGGUAA
Aspergillus udagawae is the source of this 4260-nucleotide messenger RNA. RefSeq lists its product as uncharacterized. Bases 1 to 4260 code for a protein of 1419 amino acids. The record is from RefSeq and is a predicted model, not a curated record. The transcript is spliced from 10 exons. NCBI's taxonomy places the organism in Eukaryota, Fungi, Ascomycota, Eurotiomycetes, Eurotiales, Aspergillaceae. Gene Ontology annotation, biological process: transmembrane transport. Gene Ontology annotation, molecular function: transmembrane transporter activity.